Lingula anatina is the source of this 298-nucleotide messenger RNA. RefSeq names its product von Willebrand factor-like. Lineage: Eukaryota; Metazoa; Brachiopoda; Lingulata; Lingulida; Lingulidae. The record is from RefSeq and is a predicted model, not a curated record.
AUGAAGAUCGUGAUUACCUUGUUAGUUGUAUUACUAGUUGGGACAGACUGUUCCGGUAGGAGAGAGGUUGUGGGACCAACCAAUUUUCCUAUUCGAUGUCAAGGGGAUUUGGAGUGGAGGUUCUGCGCUUCCACGUGUCCACCGGUUUGUGGACAAGAGCAACCAGAAACCUGCCACAAGAGGUGUGUCAUUGGCUGCGCGUGCCCCAAGGACAUGGUCAGGGUCACUGCGACUAGCACCCAGUGCGUGGCCAGCAUGGCGGACUGCCCGCAGGAGGUGGAGGAGGAGGAAGAGUGAA